Molecule: messenger RNA, 4244 nt
Organism: Stereum hirsutum FP-91666 SS1
Lineage: Eukaryota; Fungi; Basidiomycota; Agaricomycetes; Russulales; Stereaceae
Exons: 16
Coding region: 317-3571 (1084 amino acids)
Biological process (GO): regulation of DNA-templated transcription; DNA-templated transcription
Cellular component (GO): nucleus
Molecular function (GO): transcription cis-regulatory region binding; zinc ion binding; DNA-binding transcription factor activity, RNA polymerase II-specific
Source: RefSeq, a predicted model, not a curated record
CCCAAACGGCAGUCAUAGCCAUGCAGUGCUCCGCCGAAUGACAAUCCCUGAGCUUGUCUCUUUCCAUCUGCUAUAAGUAUCCUUGCUCGACGGCACUCUUCUCUUCGAACAGCCUCUCGUCGACGUCUCUGAUCUUGGACGAAAAAAUCUCUGUGAUUAAGUACUUGUCCGCUCUGGAGCAUCGUCCUCUCAGAUCCUCAACUCGGUCGGCCUAUUCGCGUGUCGCGUCUGGAUCUCAACUUCCGACACUCUAGCACCUUCCAAAUAAGACUUCUUGCCAAAGACACCGCGCUCGGAGUACUACUGCGUUCGAAGUAUGACACACCAUCCCGAAACUUGGACCUUCAACCCCUCCUGGGACCACUCACAGCAAAGCCAUGGGGAAUACGACUACUCCAGCCAGAGUAGUGACCUUCCCUCUCACCAGUUCAACAAUUCCGAUCUUUCCGCUGGAACGCCACACGGAGCUACCAGUUACCCUCCCUCUUUGUCUUCGCAACCAUUUAUGCCUAGCCAGCAAUUGCUCUCAAACGAGCAUUAUCCUUUGUAUCCCCCUCAAGGCGGCGACCCGCACGUCUCGCAAGUAUUUACUGUCCAACCUCCGUCCCAAUCGGGAUAUUUCCCCCAGCCUUCACAUCACGAUGCUUCACAACAGGUACAACAUCCUUCACAUGCCGGCACUGUAAACGCCCGCGCCGGAACCCUUCAUGUCUCUCCUCCCACAUCAUCAUCUUUUGAGGUCUCUCAAUCAUUCGUCUCCUCUCCCGACUCGCUCCCCCGCACUUCACCCCCCUCCUCCUCGAACCGUAAUUUCAGUUUCGGGACGUCUGCUCCUGAGGAAGACAGGGACAGGGCAGGCGCCCAGAAGACAAGACGCCCCAGUCGUUCUCCUGGAAGAAGGGGCAACGUCACUGAUAACGCCGCAUCGCACCACAGCAAGCGCCCGAGAGCUUCUCCAGAAUCGGAUGAGGAGGCGAACGCCCAGGCUGAAGAGGCGCCGCAAUUGAAGCGUGCAUGUGCACGGUGCAAAGGUCUAAAGGUCCGUUGUGAGUUCAGAGAUGAUCAGGAAACUUGUGAACGGUGUUUGAAAGGCCCACACGAGUGCUCCAUCCCAGGAAAGAAGAUUAGGCGCCCGCCUCCUAAAAGAGCAGACUUGCUCAGUCAAAUUCAGAAGCAGGCCUCUCAGAUCGCUCAGCUCAUGGGUCAACUUGAACAGGUCCAAAAGGGUGGCCGUAAACCACCGACCACCUCUCAGAGCGUACCUUCACCUGACAGCCGGACUCAGGCAACUUCUCCCGUCGACUCUACCAAUGCAUCUACCUCAGCAAGGAGCAUGACCUCCCCUAGCGCGUCUGCUGCGUACCAAUUAUCUACACAAGGUCCUGAAGUCACUCGUCAGAAUUCAGAAUGGAUUGCUGAAGCACGGAAGAAGUUGGAGGCUUUCGGUGGGUUCAUCGGGAUGGGCGGGGGAAGCAUGCGAAGGGAUGUUUUCGUUCAUUCUGACCCGGAGGAUUCGUCGAGUGAGGAUGACGGACAAUAUGACAUCGCGGUGAAUGUCAGGGACGACGACGACAACACGAAUAGACCGAUGUCGAGUAUACCGACAGAGGCGAGCCCCUUCGGACUAAUGGCCAAGUUGAGUAUCAAGAAUACUAAAGGUAGACGGGCUAGCAGCGUUAUUAGCUCGGACCACGGCGACGUUGGCGUCGCUAACGAAGAUUUCUUCCGACCAAUGCCUGGUCCCGACCUCAUGGGCCUCAGUUUGCAUGGUCAUGAGCCUCCAGCUCUCCUCAAGAAAGGUAUCAUUACCAUCGCUGAGGCGGAGAAGUUGUUCAAUAUAUAUUUUGAUUGGAUGAACAUUUCUUUAUCACUUUUGGAUCCCGUUCUCUACACUGCUCAGCAAGUCUACUGGAGAAGCCCAUUCUUAUUUACCGUCAUCUGUGCUAUUGCCUCAAGAUAUUAUGACGAACGCCCUGAUCUCUACCCCACCGCCAUCGAAUACGCCAACCAAGAAGCGGGCGCAAACUUCAUCGGCGGCCAAAAACGCGUCGAGGUAGUCCAAGCUUACAUUCUCCUUUCUCUUUAUCCCGUUCCCGGCCGACGCUGGGACGAAGACCGGUGUUGGAUUUACCUCGGUCAGGCGAUCCGCAUGGCGCUCGAUAUGAAUCUCCAUCAUCCUAACACAGCAAAACCGAGGAACGAGGCGCAUGCCAGGGAAAUGCUGAACCGGACGAGGGCGUGGUUGAAUUGCGUCAAUUUGGAUCGGUCGAUGGGGAGUCAGUAUGGGAAGGCGGCGGUCAUUAGGAAUACGGAUUAUGUGGCGGUACAGUCGGGGACGUGGUGGAAUAGCUCGGAGUACAAUAUGGAGUAUUUUGAUAUCCAUAUCUCUGCAUACAAUGCCGAGUUGAGAAUGAUGACCGAUUUCUUGGCCCAAGUGUUCAGUGAUCCUCGUCACCCUGCAGGUCUCAACAAAGACAUCGACCUUGAGCAGUUAGCUACAGAGACCGACGACAGGCUCGAAAACCUUCGUCACCAAUGGUUCUCCAUAUUCGAACGGAGUGAUCUGAACAAUGUCCAGAAUCGCUUCCGUAUUGGACUCCUUAAGCUCGCCUACAGUUACGCUCGGCUGGUGGCCCUUUCAUAUGGAUUCCAACAUGCGUUUGGGAAGAGUGACGCUGAGGAUAACCCUUUUCUGACCCGGUGCAUUCGAGCAGCAUCCGACGUGAUAGGCGCCAUGGUAGACGACGUUGGCAUACCUUCACAGAGAAUAUACAUCCGCCAUGGCCCUAUGGCUCAAAUCGUCUUCGUCACAUUCGCUGCCACAUUUUUGGUGAAGCUCCUACAACCCAAGUAUGCUCGCCACAUCGGUCCCAGCCUCCGCGAAAGCAUAAUCAGUCAAGUCCAACGCACCGCGGACUUCCUCGGCUCUCCCGAAGUCGCUAUCGACGAACGUCACGGGCCCAAGCUCUACUCUCGCUUCAUCGGAGGACUUCUCGCCAACGUCAAAGAACAGCGCGCUAGCAGCACCUCACCGAAACAUAUCAGCCAUCGAAAGUCGACGCGUAAACUCAAGACGAGCCCGAGAACGUCUGAGCACGACCGCUCGCAGUUGGCGCCGGCACCGCUGUCAAAUCAACCUUCGCCGCACUCAAACACGCAGAACUUUUGUUCUAUGCCGCCACAGCAUCAGUCCGUGCCGCAAUCCUUGCCACAGUCGCACAGCCAAGCGCAAUCCUCGGCAAAUCCAUACGGCAACGUGGUCAUGGGCACAACGACUUUCGACCCGUACACGAUGGACAUGAAUCAGUACCAGAACAUGAACUCGCUUGCUAUGGGACAGGAUCACACUGGUGGCCAUGGAUCUGCAUACGACUCCAGCGGUUUGGGGAUGCAGAUGGAGUUCUUCCGCCAGCCUCUGCCCUUUGAUCCCGAGCUCCUGCAGUCGAUGCAGUCGUCGUUGACGGAACUAGAUGCUACGACAAUGCCAGGAUAUUCAUGGAUAGAACAGAUGCCUUCGCUCGAACAACAACACCAGCAUGCGUCGAGAAUGUCGAGUGGCAUCCAGUAUUGACGACAAUCAUGACACCGGGUUUUCUGGGUAUUUCUCUUAUUACGUUCCAAUGAAUUUUCUACAGCCUGUCGCCUCCUGCACAUUAAUCCGGAUACUUACACUAUUCAUUCCGGUCUCUAUCUUAUAUUCUGUCUGAGGUGUGUAUACGUACGAAUCUCCCCGGACAGAAAGGGCUCCAUCGUUUGUUUUUUCGUUGCCAGAAUUGCUACCGCACUAGUGAUGCAUCUGCGUAUUGUUACUAUCUUUCUGGACUGGCGACCGUCUCUGAACACGGGGGGACGGUGACGACUGGUGCGAGUACCUUGUGUUACUAUCUUUCUCCUUUACUGUGAUCAUGCUUUGCCUGCUUCUCUUCAACUUUCUUUCUUCCUUCUUGUGGAAUACUGUACCUUAUUAACCCGGCGUCUCCUUCGAAAGGGGCCUGUAGUAUCGGUUUGCAUCAUGGUUCUGUCACUAAAACAUAUAAUUUAGGCUGGUACUCGACAGGUAAUAUUCGUGUUUAUGAUUUGAUGACCGUGCUUUUGGCGUAAAUAUUUGCACAUUUUAAGCGCCCCAAGUGGCGCGCCACAAUUCCCUGACUCCUGCUUCCACGCCUAAUUUCUCUUCAACCAUUAGUAUACCUUCAUCUAGUCUCCAUUCGCUCUUUCGUUCUGUUCACCUCUAUAGUAUUCAC